AUGGAUGCACGUGUAGAAACAGUUAUGUCUUACUUGGAUCUAGAGUCGGAGGAGGUUCUUACCGAAGGUAUUUGGGGGAUGGGGGGCAUUGGUAAGACCACCCUUGCAAUCAUCGCUAAUGAAGUUUACCAAGAGAUUCAUAACCGAUUUCAUACUAGUGGCUUUGUUCGCAAUGUCAGAUUGCAAUCACCAGUAGUUGAGUUGCAGGAACUUGUUUGCAAGUUAUCAAAGAAAAAGGUGCUUCUUGUUCUAGACGACGUUGAUGAUUUAAGACAAAUAGAAGGUUUAGUACCAGGAGGGUCGGCCGGUGAAGAGAACUUUUGGGGUCCUGGGAGUCGGCUCAUUAUAACAACUAGAGAUAGAAGAAUAUUGACAGAGUUUGGAGUACGAAAUGAUAAGAUCUAUGAGGUUGAAAAAUUGAAUGAUGAGGAAGCUUCUCAGCUUUUGUGUAGGAAAGCCUUCAAGAAUGUCAAUCCCCCAACAGAGUUUGCAGAGCUGACCCAGAGUUUUCUGAGAUAUGCUAGUGGCCUUCCUUUAGCUCAUGAAGUUUUAGGGUCACACUUGUCUGGAAGAAGCGUCUAUGAAUGGGCAGAGGUACUGGAUAAACUUGAUAGAGAUCUGAAUAAAGACAUUUUUAAUGUGCUUCAAGUAAGUUUCGAUGGAUUAGAAGAUAUGGAUAAACAGAUUUUUCUAGACAUUGCUUGUUUCUUCAAUGGCGAGGAUGAUGCUCGUGUGGAAAAGAUACUGAAAGGUUGUGGCUUUUCUUCCCGAAUAGGAAUAAAUAUCCUCGUCAACAAAUGUCUGGUAAAAAUUGAAAGGGGUAAACUGUGGAUGCAUGAUUUACUAAGGUGCUUGGGUUGGCAUAUUGUCCGCAGAGAAUCUCCUGCUCACCCCGGAAAUCGGAGCAGACUGUGGCUCGAUGACAACGAACACAAAUAUGAAACGAGAAGGUCGUGGCGUAUUGAGGAUGCUCGUAAUGUUCUCACAGAAAAUACGGGAACAACUGCUGUGGAAAGCUUAUUUUUAAGCUUGCCUGAAAAAGAAGUAAUCCGUUUGAACUCUGACCCAUUCUUAACUACGAGCAAACUGAGAUUGUUGAAGAUUUGCAAUGUGAACUUUAAGCAGGAUGUGCCCGUACAAUAUCCCUCUAUACACUUGCGGCUUUUGGAAUGGCAUGAAUGUCCUCUAGAAUCUCUGUCAUCUUGGUUUUCAUCGCGACAGAGGCUGGUUGAACUCAAGAUUCCAAACAGCCGCAUUGAAAGACUAUGGGAUGAAUCGGUUUAUCAGCUGAACUCGCUAAUACACAUGGAUCUUUCCAACUGCCGAUGUUUAACCAUGACACCGGACUUCAGCGCGGUCCCAAAUCUUGAGACAUUGAUCCUUGAAGAUUGUACAGAGUUAUCAGAGGUUCACUGGUCAACUAUGCGUCUCCAACAUCUGGUUUUAUUGAAUUUGAAAGGUUGUGUGAAUCUAAAGGAGCUUCCAGAUAUAAUCGAGUUGAGAUGUCUUCGAACCUUUGUUCUUUCAGGAUGUACAAACCUCAGAGUGUUUCCUUAUACUGCGGACCACAUGGAGACUUUGAUUGAACUUUUUUUAGAUGGCACGGCUAUUGAACACCUGAUAGGGCUACCAUAUGUGCAUUUGAGAAGCCUUGCUUUACUAAAUCUGAGCGGGUGCAAGAACCUCCGAAAACUUCCUUUCUCCACUAGGGGUAUCACUGGUAUGACAUCCCUGAAGUUCCUCUGUUUGUCAUCGUGUUCAAGGAUGACAACACUGUCAGAUGACAUACACCGCUUGGAAUUCUUAGAGGAGCUUGAUGUGUGUGAUACUGCUAUAGUAAGAGUGCCCGUGUCCAUUUCAUCCCUUAAGAACUUCUGUGUUUCCAUGGGUGCUCUGGAUUACGCCUGCCGUACCUUCCACCAGAGUUUGGAUUUGAGUGAAAACAGUUUCUCAAGCAUACCUGAAAGCAUCUGUCAACUUCCUGAGCUUAGAGAGAUUUCUCUGCGUGGUUGUGACAAUCUAGAGUCGUUGCCCGCAGAUCCUCCAGCUUCAGCUGAAAAUGUAGAUAUACGAGGUUGUACUAGGCUGAAUCGUUCCGAUAAGUGGAUGAGAUUGGCUUCAGAUGUGGGUUUGCGUAUCAGAAACUGUCGAAAAUGCAAUGAUCGGCGCCCUCUCAUGUCCUUGAGUGUGCAGUUCGAUGAAUUCCAUGAAACUCCCUAUCCUUAA
Fragaria vesca subsp. vesca is the source of this 2226-nucleotide messenger RNA. RefSeq names its product TMV resistance protein N-like. The transcript is spliced from 5 exons. The record is from RefSeq and is a predicted model, not a curated record. Gene Ontology annotation, biological process: defense response. Lineage: Eukaryota; Viridiplantae; Streptophyta; Magnoliopsida; Rosales; Rosaceae. The coding region runs from base 1 to 2226 and encodes 741 amino acids.